This is a messenger RNA of Aphidius gifuensis, 902 nucleotides long. RefSeq lists its product as uncharacterized. The record is from RefSeq and is a predicted model, not a curated record. The transcript is spliced from 4 exons. Lineage: Eukaryota; Metazoa; Arthropoda; Insecta; Hymenoptera; Braconidae. Bases 52 to 792 code for a protein of 246 amino acids.
AAAAUUUUUCAUUGUUCAUUGUCCUUUUGCCGCACAUGAACAUUAAACAUAAUGGCUAAUUUAAAAAUAAAUAUUGUGCUUGUAACUUUAACUGGAGUUUUAAUUGCUAAAGGUGUAUGUUUUUGGACUGACGUGACAAGAUUUGAUGAAGUUCUAGUAAUAUCCAAAAAUUCAUGGAGAACUUUUUGUAACAAAAGUGAAUUUGAUAUAGAAUUUAACACGAAGCAAAAUAAUUCUUAUAAUGAACUGCGUACUUGCAUUGGAAAUGUACAAGGUUUUUCUUUAGUUGAAAUUUAUUACAAGAUGGCACUUGACCCUGAAGAUGCAGAAUCAUGUUGUGUAGCAUUUGACUCAUAUCAAGAGUGUCUAAAUAAUUUUACCACUUCAAUUGACUUUUGUAACGAUGGAAAAAAAAUCAAGGCAUUUGAGCUGCUUGAAAAAUUUGAAUAUCUCAUUUGCAAAGACAAAGGAGCACCUCUAAAAGGCAUAGCAAUAAGUGCAAAUAAUUGUCCCAAAGAAAUUACACAUGUAUUGGAGUGUCUUUGGGCUGAAGUAGAAUUAGUUAGUAAACUUGUCGUGAUGGGCAAUUAUUUUUUACCAACUCAAAAUUUACUUGACUCCACAGAUUGCAGCCGACUUGAAAAGUUAGAAACAUGUGUCACUGAUAAACUUGAUCAAUGCCCAGAUGCAGUAAUCAGCCCAACAAGUAAUACAGCCAAAGAAAUAUUCAAAAUGAUAAAAAAUAUAACAAGCUGUGAAAAAAAAAAAUCCUAUGAAAUUUUUAAAAUUUAAUUUUACUAUUAAAAUAUAAAAAAAUAUAAAAAAUCUAGUUUAUGUUAAUUAUUAGAUUAAAUAUAUACGUUAAUUGCAUUUAUGUUUUUUGCAGUUAAUUUGGUUAAUAA